Molecule: messenger RNA, 1127 nt
Organism: Lindgomyces ingoldianus
Lineage: Eukaryota; Fungi; Ascomycota; Dothideomycetes; Pleosporales; Lindgomycetaceae
Exons: 1
Coding region: 87-923 (278 amino acids)
Source: RefSeq, a predicted model, not a curated record
CCUAGAGCAGCUUUCCUCCAACAAUCUACUUUUCCACCUCGUUGCCUAUCAUCUCCCUCUCAACUUUUUUUUGGAUCACUCUCAACAUGGCUUUUGGUGGAGCGGCUUUGAAGCUGUUCCAGACCUUCCUCUAUGCCAUCGAAUUCUGUUGUGCUGGCAUCAUACUGGGAAUUUACAGCUACUUCCUUUCUGUACUCGCAGAUCGAAACCUUCCCAUCUCCACAUGGUCAAAGGCUGUUGAGGGCAUAAGCGGGGCCGCCGUUUUAUACACCAUCUUCGCCGUACUGCUCACAUGCUGUCUAGGCGGGAAGAUCUUCUUCGCAUUCCUGGGAAUCGUCUUCGACCUUCUAUUCUGCGCUGCUUUCGUAGCGCUCGCUAUCUUGACCCGCAAUGGCGCACACAGCUGUAGCGGUAAUGUUAAUACUCCACUUGGCAGCGGAAACUCGCACGACAAGCAGGGCUUUAGGAGCAACAACCAGGGCGAUCAGGUGACCUACGCUGCGUCACUCGGGACCGCAUGUCGUUUGAACUCUGCCUGUUUUGCUGUAUCCAUCCUAGGGGCUAUUCUUUUCCUCAUUUCAGCUCUCGUCCAACUUGCGCUUGGCCGUAAACAUAAGAAGGAGAAGCGGUUUGGCCCAAGCCCUGCCAACAACUAUACUCGUGGAACCGGCGUCCGCUUCUGGCAGCGCCGCCGCAAGAACCGAGGUGGUCUCCGUGACCCCGAAAUGGUCGGUGCUGUUCCCGCCACCGGCACCCUUGCUCCCGGAGUUCACGAUACCCGUCCUUCCCAUGAUACUGCCUAUACAGGCUCGACUAUGGCUCCACACUCGGCUGGCUACGAGAACCCGAACAAACCGCUUCACGGAGGUUAUCAUACCGCUCCCACGGGCACCUACAACGCCACCCCAGCCACCAAUUACUGAAGUCGAAAAUGGGAUAGGAAUAAGGAGUAGAUUGGUUGCAAAUUGAGUACUCGAAAUCAGACGAAAUUCUUUCUUGUUCUUUUACGUGUAAUAUGCAUUAUACCAGGAGACGAAGUGGAAUUGCUGAUGGUUUUGAAGGAGUGCUGACCACAUUGGAUGGAAGGGUCAUAAGCAAUAUUAUGCAAGAACAUAAACCUAAAAACA